UGAAACACUCCCUGAAGUAUGUGCUCACAUCUACUUACGGACUCAGAGGCAUCCCGGAGUUUUUCGGUGUGGCGAUGGUUGAUGAAGUUCCCAUGGGUUACUGCGACAGUAACAGACCGACCCCAGAGGCCAAAACAGACUGGUUGUCAAGAAUUUUCGAAGAGAAACCUAAGCACUUUGAGUGGUACGUUGGCAGCUGUUUGGGGAACCAGCACACCUUCAGAGACACUAUGGACACGGUGAUGCAGCGCUUAAACCAGACUGGAGGUGCCCACAUUUUCCAGAGGAUGAGUGGCUGUGAGUGGGACGAUGAGACCGGAGAGGUUAAUGGUUUCAUGAACUACGGUUACGAUGGAGAGGACUUCCUGUCGUUCAGCCUGAAGAUAUUGGCAUGGAUCACUACGAAACAACAGUUUGUCGUCACCAAACAGACAUGGGAUGCUGAUAACUCCAGAACAAAUUACAAUGAGAUUUAUCUCACUCAGAUUUGCCCCGAGUGGCUGAAGAUGUAUGUCGACUAUGGGAAAAGCUCUCUGCUGAGAACAGACCUCCCCUCAGUGUCUCUCCUCCAGAAGUCUCCGUCCUCUCCAGUCAGCUGCCACGCUACAGGUUUCUACCCCGACAGAGCCAUGAUGUUCUGGAGGAAAGACGGAGAGGAGAUUCACGAGGACGUGGACCUCGGAGAGAUCCUCCCCAACCACGAUGGAUCCUUCCAGAUGAGCAUUGAUCUGGAUGUUUCGUCAGUCGCACCUGAAGACUGGAGCAGGUACGACUGUGUGUUUCAUCUCUCUGGUUUGGAGGAGGACAUCAUGACCAAACUGGACAAAGCAGCGAUCAGGACUAACUGUGGUAAGACUGGAGGUUAAAAAAAAUGUUUUUGUUUGUUUUGUUUUUCUAGAGCUAGAUCACAAAGCCACCUGAAAAUACUCAGUAUCUUUAAGUUAUCCUGCUUAAUUUACCGUAACAUUAGGCGCCUGGAUGAUCGGUACAAAGCUGGUUAUCGACCAGCUCAGUCAACUCUGGGCUUUUCUAUCCAGCCACUAAAGCCACAUGAAAGGGGGGGGGGGUUAAAUACGAGCGACAUUAUAUGAGCCAAGAAUGAAAUACGUCUUAUCAAUCAAUCAAUCAGAUUUUAUAUAUAGCACUGUUCAUACAAUCAACACUGUAACACAAAGUGCUUCAUACACUA
This is a messenger RNA of Plectropomus leopardus (leopard coralgrouper), 1189 nucleotides long. Lineage: Eukaryota; Metazoa; Chordata; Actinopteri; Perciformes; Serranidae. The record is from RefSeq and is a predicted model, not a curated record.